Messenger RNA from Candidozyma pseudohaemuli, 2109 nucleotides. RefSeq names its product glucan endo-1,3-beta-D-glucosidase. Gene Ontology annotation, cellular component: cell surface. Gene Ontology annotation, molecular function: glucan endo-1,3-beta-D-glucosidase activity; endo-1,3(4)-beta-glucanase activity. The transcript has a single exon. The record is from RefSeq and is a predicted model, not a curated record. The coding region runs from base 1 to 2109 and encodes 702 amino acids. NCBI's taxonomy places the organism in Eukaryota, Fungi, Ascomycota, Pichiomycetes, Serinales, Metschnikowiaceae.
AUGUCCAACAUCUUUGCUUCUGCCAUCGCCACCGACGAGCCCAUCGAUCUCUUUGAACGCAAGAACGGAGAGACUGGUGUACCCAACGGUGUUUCCAACGACCUGCCACUCCAAACAAACUCGUUUUACUCCAACUUGCUUGUCGAAAAUCAGGACUGUGCUGUUUGGACCCACCCUUACAGCGUCUGGAACAACAAGAAGGAUAAGCGCUUUGGUCUUGGAUUGUACCUUGCCAGAACCUCCGACAGGGUGUUUGGCGAAGGCGAUCCUGCCGAGUACUUUACCCAUCCUGUUGGCGAACAAAAGCUUGUGCUUUCGUCUUCGGACUUUAAGGAGGAGCCCGAGUUUUCGUUGAGAGACUUGUCCAAAUUUGCAGCCACUGCUCGGUUCUCGUCCAAGUCAGAGAAGGACUGCCACCUCGACUGUCCUUUGGUCCAGGGCAUGGGAUUUGUUACUGGCGUCUACAGCAACUGUAUUCCAAAGAUCAGCUCGAGCAUUGGCUUCAAGUCCAUCGAUGGUGACAAGAGUCCUCGUCUGGGUACCAACAAGUACAAGAUUGAACUCGAGGACGGCACCCAGUGGUUCUUGUACGUUACUCUUUCCAACGAGGAUUCUGUAAAAUUGGCUUUGAAGGGCAAGAACGACAUUAUCGCCGAAAAGUCCGUUGACGGUGUGUUCCAGCUCUGCUUUGCUUCGGAUGUUGAUUCCAAGCACUACGACUCAGCAGCAGGCUGUUACGCCAAAAACGCCAGUAUCGAGGCGUCCGUGGAUGGCGACAAGUGUUCUUACUCUUUGAAGCUCAAUACCGAGGGCAAGCUGAACAGCAACUCUGCUCUUUUCUUUGCCUUGCCUCACCAUGUUGCAGCCUUUGACUCAGACACAAAGAACAAGGCCACCUCGCUCAAGUUGCCCACCACCACCAAGGGCGAGGCUGUGGGCGUUCUUCUGAACAAAAUCACCAUGGAGGAGAAGUUGACCAUGAAGGAUGUGGCGUGGGAUCCAGCCACCACUAUCGAAGGUAAGAAGGCCAAUUUCUCCGACAAUGCUCUCAAGGCUAUCAAGGCUGCAGCACAGGAGGAAGCCGACAAGGACGUCAGUACCGAGCUGGACGGCGACUCCAUGUAUUUCAGCGGCAAGAUCCUCGCCAAGUACGCCAUUGUGCUUUCGGUGUGUCACAAUGUGUUGAAGGACGAUGGCCUCACCGACAAGUUGUUGCAGAAGAUGAAGGACGCCUUGGACCGCUUCAAGUCCAACAAGCAGAAGUAUCCUCUUUUCUACGAUACCGCUUUCAAGGGUAUUGUGUCGCUGGCGACGGAAAACGAGGACUUUGGUAAUGGCCAUUAUAACGAUCACCAUUUCCAUUGGGGCUACCACAUUCAGGCUGCUGCCAUUACCGCUUUUGUUGACCAGGAGCGUGGAGGCAAGUGGACUGACGAGGUGAAGCCCUGGGUGACGUCGUUGGUGAGAGACAUUGCCAAUCCUUCUUCUGACGAUAAGCACUUCCCUGUGUUCCGUGCUUUUGACUUUUACAACGGUCACAGCUGGGCCAAGGGUCUUUAUGCUUCUGCCGAUGGUAAGGACGAGGAGAGCUCUUCUGAAGACUACAACCACGCCUAUGCGCUCAAGCUCUGGGGCAAAGUGGUGAAGGACGAGAACAUCGAGAGAAGAGCAGACCUCAUGUUGGCGAUCAUGAGCAGAUCCAUGAACAGCUACUUUUUGAUGGCGGACGACAACAAGGUGCAGCCUCUGGAGUUUAUUGGCAACAAGGUCACGGGGAUCCUUUUCGAGAACAAGGCCCACCACACCACCUACUUUGGCACCAACGAGGAGUACAUCCAGGGCAUCCACAUGAUCCCCAUCAGUCCUGUUUCGUCGUUCAUCAGAAAGCCCGAGUUUGUCAAGCAGGAGUGGGAGCAGAAGCUCAAGAGCCUUGUGGGUGACUUGGACGACGGCUGGAGAGGCAUUUUGAUGUUGAAUGCUGCCUUGUUUGAUCCAGACACCGCCUGGAAGUUUUUCAGCUCGUCUGACUUCAACAAGAAGCAUUUGGACGACGGUCAGUCCAAGACAUGGUCGUUGGCCUACUGUGCCGGAGUCGGGGCAUCUUCGUAA